AUUCGUAAAAAAAUCUCACUUUUUUGGGCAACUCUCUAAAGAUAACCAAAGAUACAUAUAAGGUGAUUCGUUCGUCCCCAGUAUUUUAGAAUGAAAAGUGACUGGAGACUAAAAAGAUGUGGUUAAAGGCUCUCAUUCCGCUGCUCUUGGUGCAAUAUUUGGCGGCCACAUGUGAUGUGUGCCAAAGUGACAGUAAUGUGGCUUGCCACAGUGAAACCACAUUUUCCAUCUGCUAUGACGGUGUGGCAUCUUAUAAUCUACUGUCGUGUCCUACGGACUAUUAUUGCACCGAUGGAUUUUACACCUGCUAUAAGAAUGCCGAUCCGGUUUGCAAAACAGACACCUCAACAACAGAGAUACCAACAACCACUGAGAUCCCAACAACCACAGGGAUCCCAACUACCAGACUGAUCCCAACUACCACCGAGAUUCCAACAACCACCGAGAUCCCAACUACCACGACGACGACUGAGAUGCCAACUACUACUACGACCACAGAGAUCCCCACAACUACUACCACCACUGAAAUCCCAACUACCACAACAACCACAACUACUACAACAACUACUGAGAUCCCAACAACCACAACUACUGAGGCCCCAACUACCGAAGAGCUCUGCCAGCAAGCCACUAAAAACACAUUUUUUGAAAACCCAGAUGAUCCCACCUGCACUACUUUUAUAACCUGUACUGUAACUACCGACGGCACCCACUCUACAAAAAUAACCUCAUGCAAGGCUAAUCAGUACUACAGUGCCAGCUUGAAGGUUUGCACCACGACCAAGCCGGAUGGAUGCGUGGAGGCAACCACUGUGGGCACCACCACCACCACUGUGGCCACCACAACCACGGUGACCACCACAACCGCCAGUACAACCACAGCCGAGCCGUGGAGUGCGGAGGCCACCUGCUUGACUGUCACCAAAUCCACUUUGUUCCAAAACAAAGACGAUCCGACGUGCACCACAUAUCUUUAUUGUUAUGUCGCGAAUGGAUCGGCUACGGCUUUAAUCAAGACCUGCAAGACCAACGAAUACUUUGACGCGUCCUCAAAAAGGUGCUCUGAGGACAAACCCGAAUAUUGCACCUAGUUUCUGAACUUUUAGAAGCAGACAUCUCGAUGUGUUUUCACAUAUUGAUAUCAAUAAAGCAAAAGUUAAAAGCA
This is a messenger RNA of Drosophila biarmipes, 1165 nucleotides long. RefSeq names its product integumentary mucin C.1. Gene Ontology annotation, cellular component: extracellular region. The coding region runs from base 117 to 1091 and encodes 324 amino acids. Gene Ontology annotation, molecular function: chitin binding. Lineage: Eukaryota; Metazoa; Arthropoda; Insecta; Diptera; Drosophilidae. The transcript is spliced from 5 exons. The record is from RefSeq and is a predicted model, not a curated record.